Mesitornis unicolor (brown roatelo) is the source of this 1362-nucleotide messenger RNA. RefSeq names its product calcium binding and coiled-coil domain 2 (gene CALCOCO2). Bases 1 to 1362 code for a protein of 453 amino acids. The transcript is spliced from 12 exons. The record is from RefSeq and is a predicted model, not a curated record. Gene Ontology annotation, biological process: xenophagy; positive regulation of autophagosome maturation. Gene Ontology annotation, cellular component: autophagosome; PML body. NCBI's taxonomy places the organism in Eukaryota, Metazoa, Chordata, Aves, Mesitornithiformes, Mesitornithidae.
AUGGGAGCUGAGCUUAGCAAGACUUCCACAAUGGAUGAGACCUCUGACGAGCCUCCCACUUCUGCCGUCCUCUUAGACAGCUGCCACUUCUCCCAGGUCGUCUUUAACGAUGUGGAGAAGUUUUACAUUCCUGGAGGAGACGUAACCUGUUAUUACACCCUCACGCAGAACAUCGUUCCUCGCAGGAAGGACUGGGUGGGCAUCUUCCGGGUGGGAUGGAAAACAACUCGGGAAUAUUACACCUUCAUGUGGGCUCCUCUGCCCAGCGAUGCCCGCAGUGAUGCCGCUGUGCAGCAGCAGAUCCAGUUCAAAGCUUACUACCUACCAAAGGAUGAUGAAUACUACCAGUUCUGCUACGUCGACCAGGAUGGUGUGGUCCGAGGAGCCAGUGUCCCUUUCCAGUUCAGAGCAGAGACUGAGGAUGAUAUACUGGUGGUUACCACGCAGGGAGAAGUGGAAGAGAUUGAGCUACAAAACAAAAAUCUGCGUAAAGAAAAUGAGGAGCUGAAAGCAAGCUGUGCAAGUCUCCAGAAACAAAACAACGAUCUGCAGGAAGAGCUCAACAAGGCACAGGAGCUGCAGAAUAGUUUAGAGUCUCUGAGGAGCAGCGCAGAGAAUCUGGAGCUGGAGCUGAAUUCCCUGAAAAAGGAAAAUAAACAGCUAAAGGAGCUGGAUGACCACAGAGAGGCAGAACUGCAUCAACUCAAAGAGCAAAUUCAGAAUGUGACCUCUGACAAGGAACGCUUGGAAAUGAGACUGAAAACAGCCCUGGAACACAUGGACCAGCUGCAGUCUCAAGUGUUGAAUUAUGAGAAAGAAGUGGAAAACCUCUCUCUUGUGGACCAUGACAAGACAGAACAGCUUGAAAGUUUAAAGGAGGAGAAUCGCCAGUUACUCAUGACUAGAACUCUACAGCAACACGACUUGAUGGCAGAUCUUGAGGAGCAGAAGCGUUUGUUUCAGAUUCUGCAGGCAAAGAAGAGUGAAGCUGAUGAGGAAAAUCAGAAACUAAGGGAAGAGAAUGACAGACUCCUGAGGCAAAUCUCGCAGUCUAGAGAGGUUUCUUCCUCCUCUGCUGUUCCUCAAGCUCAAGCUCCGAUUCCCGCUCCUGAAGCAGAAGGUCUUCUGUUUGGAAAUCCAUAUAGAGUUGCAGGAGCAAGCCUGGGGGCAGGAGCUGCAGACUUUGUUUCUAUAAGGAAAUGCCCCUUGUGCGAUGAAGUAUUUCCUGAAGAUAUUGAAACAAGUCAGUACGAGGCCCAUGUGCAGAGCCAUCUUCUGGAAUGCCCACUCUGCAGUGAGAGCUUUGAAAAGUCCAAUAAGCAGGUGUUUGAUGACCAUCUUUUUUGUCAUGGCCUGGAAUAA